Peromyscus eremicus (cactus mouse) is the source of this 567-nucleotide messenger RNA. RefSeq names its product galectin-related inter-fiber protein (gene Grifin). The transcript is spliced from 3 exons. Gene Ontology annotation, molecular function: carbohydrate binding. NCBI's taxonomy places the organism in Eukaryota, Metazoa, Chordata, Mammalia, Rodentia, Cricetidae. The record is from RefSeq and is a predicted model, not a curated record. The coding region runs from base 1 to 567 and encodes 188 amino acids.
AUGGGGGUCAGGUUUCUGGAUCACCCCACCCAGAGCGGCAUCAAGGUGGAGGCCUUGGGCUGGGUGGGAGUGAGUCUCCCUGAAGAAACAGUACACUUGGAGGGAGGGAGGAGGCUGCAGCCGUAUGGGGCUCUAUCCCCUGUGUUUUCCCUUCAGUUUGAAGCCUUCUGUGCAGGGGGCCUGGCCCCGGGCUGGAGCCUGACAGUACAGGGACACGCAGAUGCUGGAGAGGACAAGUUUGAGAUCAACUUCUUAACUGACACGGGAGACAUCGCUUUCCACGUCAAACCCCGAUUCUCCAGUGCCACGGUGGUGGGCAACGCCUUCCAGGGGGGACGCUGGGGACAGGAGGAGGUGUCCAGUGUGUUCCCGCUGACCCUGGGAGAGCCCUUUGAGAUGGAGGUGAGUGCAGACGCAGAACACUUCCACAUUUACGCCCAGGAACACAAGGUGCUCCAGUUCCCACACCGUCACCGACCCCUGGCCACCAUCACCAGAGUGCGGGUGCUCAGUGACCAUCGGCUGGCCCAGGUGGAGCUAGCCAAGCGGAGCCUGAGCUGGGGGUAA